AUGCUGGCACGUACUCAAAUGAUGAACAUGAGUCGCGAGAUCAUUUCGCGCAAUUCGAGCCCUCCGCCAAAACACGAUUUGGACAGCAUUGAGCUGCGCGUGCACGCCACGAAGAGUUUGUGCGACGAUGUGGCGCAGGUGCUGCUCGGCCACAAGUUCAUGCCGUUGGGCAUGUGGAUGUGGCUCGUCAACAGCGAGAUCGUCUACGUCGCCCCGCACAUGUCACCGCCCUCGUCGCCCGCUUCCGGACGUUCUCGUCGCGACUCGUCGAGACGCUCUUCAAGAUCGAGACACUCGUCGGCGAGUCCGCCACGAAAGUCGCCGCGUGUAAGUGAAAUGGAACACAAAUCGCGUGUUUGUGCUCGGUAUUUCGGGUCAAGUUGACAAAACAAUUCAUGUAAUUACCGAGCACUAUGAAAAUUUCCAGUUUUUGCAGGUUGAGGAAAAUCACGAGGAGGAAGAGGAGGGAAACCCGGAGGAUGAGCAGGAUCCAGAGCCGCAAGACAAAGUCGGUCGUCCGGGAUCUUCAUCGCCUCGCCAAGAGCCGCAAAUCGAAGGAGCUGGACCGUCGAACGGCACUGAACAGGUAGUGUCCUCCGGUUGCUAAAACGGACAGUGCUAAAACGCUAGUGUUUGCAGGAUUCCACUGCUGCCCAAUAGGCGCCACCCGUCGUCUUCCCACCUCCAUCGCUUCGCCCAAUCGAUAUUCUACAAUAUUCGCUCGUGUUUCAGAGCGUCACUCUUCUAUCCGCAUUCAAUAUCGUACAAUUAUGUCUGAAUAUCCUCUAUUCCCCCUAUUUCCCGUCUAAAAAUAAAGCAAUUAUCAGCGAAACCGACAUAUUCUAUUGUUUUCCUUUUCAACAAACUUCCGGAAGUCCCGUUUGAUCCCGUUUUUCAAUAAUUCCAGUGGGAAAACUAAGAAAAAUUCAUCAAAUUCGCGUUCUUCGUCAUCGGGGCAAGAAUAAUUCGAAUCGGAAAUCGAUGCUGACGACUCAUCCCAUUCACGUGCACAUUUCCAGGCACGACAGAUCUUUGCUUCAGAAAUGGCAAUACAGACAGUCUGGAUCUCUGCACUCGACGGGUGCAAAUCCGGGCGUGAGAAAUUUCCAAAAUUCUCAAUUCUCUUUGCGCAAAGUCCCCCACGCACUUCACCUAUUUUCGGUCCUCGUUUCUCUCUGACGCUUGUUCAAAGACCAAUUUCGAUAAAUGGAAGGAGCAUUCAUCUUUCAGGAAAAAAAAACGCUCAAAUCCCAUUUCCCCUGCUGCUGGUGGAAAUUGACACAAAAAAUGGCGGCGUUUCGCCGUGAGAACGGAAAUUGGAUUCUUCGCCGGGGGGGUUCUCUGGCCUACAGUAAUCCCUCUUUUUCGGCGGGGAUUCGCGCAUUCUUAACUAGUGUGUUUCAGAAGCCAAUUAUUUUGAUGUUCGAUGAAGCCAAACGACAAACAGUUGCGUGUUUUGUCAUGCCAAUGAAAUAAUGUUCGCACUUCCGGAACCUGACAUCAUUUCGACGAGUCGACGAAUUUCCGAAAAGAAAACAUUGCCAAUUAGUGCGUCGUGGUGCGUUUGCGUGCGCAUUUCAGAUCAUUUUUUGUGUGAUGCAGAAAUCCGACACUUUGCAACUAAUGAGAUAAGAAGCGAAGCUUCUGGAGCCCCCCCCCCUUUUCAGAUGACGAAUCUCUCUCUCUCUCUCUCUCACUCACUCACUUUCACCGUGUCAUCCUUUGUUGUCGUCUGCACUUUGUGGGUGUGCUCCAGAAUCGUUAACGAUGGUGCGUCGACCAACUUUUUUAAUAAUGCGCAGUUCUGCUUCCCAUUCCCAUUACGUUGAUUAGUCGCUGUUUUUUUGUUCUCUCGAGAAAGGUGAAAUUAUGAGCACCAAUGAUUGGAUAAUGAGUGGGAAAAAUUGAGCAAGUGUAUAGUCGAGGGGAUUAGAGACGCCCACGCACGCACUUUGCGUGAUUACGAUUGGAGAAGGUAUAAAAGGAGCCGUUCGGGCGGGGCUUUCAGAUUUCCAAACUUGUUUCAUCAAACUUUUUCGGGUUCAAGAAAGCUUCGAUUGUAGACUUUAGAAGUCCGAGGAGCAUACGUGGAUCCUAUUGAGGGCUUUCAAACUUUUCGAAAAUCAAUCGUCGGCUUUAGUUUUAACUAUGCAAUGUUUCGAUCAAUUUGUUGCAAAAUGUGUAAAGAUGAGCGCUUUUAGAUACGAAAAAAAGACGGUGUUCUCACAAAUUCCCGCCCAAUUUGUAGUCCGUUUGGGUCGAUACUAUCCAAACUGCAACGCCAGUCUGUUCAGGCCUACGGGCUUAGGCCCAAACUUUCAAGGGAAAGUGUUCUUGUUGCAAAGCCGUCCUCGCGCAUUGGCCCCGCCCAUUUUUUGCGUUUACGCCACGCCCACUUGUUGCUUCUUCGGCAAGCGAGAAAGUGAAACGAGACUCAUUUUAUCCAGGAAGACUGCUUCUUCUCGGACGCCCCCUCCCCCCCGACGACAUCAUGCACGGCUCUAUUGUAUUUCUGCUUUGUGCGCUUCUGGCCGUUCAGGCCAACGCAUUCUACUUGGUACGUUAAUCGAAUUAUCAUCGUAACCUUUUCGAAAGUUAUUAUGGGGCUUCUUUUUAAUUAAAAGUUGAAUAUUGUCGCUUUGCAGUUCUUCCCGCAGGCCAACGACCGCAUAAUGGCGCUAGAGGUGGCCGAUCAGGCGGCGGCCGCCCGUUAUCCAGUCCUCGAAGAUCCGCGGGAGGAGCAAGAGGAGGAGGAGGAGCCGGUGAUGACCGCCAAGAGAACGUCGGCGGGUACGUUGCAUUUUCGCUCGAUUUCAAGGCCAAAUUUCUCCGUUUUUGUUUGCAGGCAACUCGCUGCGUCGUCGCUCGGCCGAAUCGUACCACUGCCCGUGCCUGCACAAGGUGUGCACCUAUCACUGCAUGACCAAGUAA
Molecule: messenger RNA, 2931 nt
Organism: Caenorhabditis sp. 36 PRJEB53466
Lineage: Eukaryota; Metazoa; Nematoda; Chromadorea; Rhabditida; Rhabditidae
Source: the annotation of a GenBank genome assembly